UUUCAAUCUCUCUUUGAAACCUUCCCCAGUCGGCGAAGGCAAAAAAAAAAUGGUGAAGAAAGAAAAGAAGGUCAAUAUUUCCGGUAAGCCGAAGCACUCACUCGACACGAAUCGGAGCAAUGGAGCCGCCAGUAGCAGCACCAACGCGCGUAGCGCCGCAACCGUGCGGCGGCUCAAAAUGUACAAGAAGAAACCCAUUCGUGACAGUAAGGGUAAAAUCUUGAAGCAUGAGUUGCAAUCUAAAGAAUUGCCUGAUACUCGUAUUGUACCUGACCGUCGUUGGUUCGGGAAUACAAGGGUUGUGAAGCAGAAAGAACUUGAGUUUUUUCGUGAUGAGCUUCAAAAUCGGAUGUCAAGCAGCUAUAAUGUUAUUCUGAAGGAGAGAAAGCUUCCUUUAUCCCUUUUAAGUGACCAUCAGAAGCAAGCAAGAGUGCAUCUUCUUGAUACGGAGCCAUUUGGGGAUGCAUUUGGACCUACACGGAAGAGGAAACGCCCAAAGCUCUUGGCAGCUAAUUACGAGUCGUUACUUAAGAAAGCUGACGGUUCUCAGGAUGCUUUCGAGAUGAAGCAUGGCAGUGAUACUUUUGCAGAAGGAAAUGAAGAUGGGUUUAGGGACCUGGUUCGGCAUACAAUGUUUGAAAAGGGUCAAAGCAAGCGUAUAUGGGGUGAACUUUACAAAGUUAUUGACUCAUCAGACGUUGUUGUUCAGGUUAUAGAUGCCAGGGAUCCCCAAGGGACUAGAUGCUAUCAUUUAGAACGGCAUUUAAGAGAGCAUUGCAAGCACAAACACAUGAUUCUUCUGUUAAACAAGUGUGAUCUUAUUCCAGCUUGGGCUACAAAAGGCUGGUUAAGGGUAUUAUCCAAGGAAUAUCCAACUCUAGCAUUUCAUGCCAGCAUAAACAAGUCUUUUGGCAAGGGUUCUCUUCUAUCUGUAUUGAGACAAUAUGCCCGUUUGAAAAGUGACAAGCAAGCAAUAUCUGUCGGAUUCAUUGGUUAUCCCAAUGUUGGAAAGUCGUCAGUUAUCAACACUCUGCGCACUAAGAAUGUCUGUAGGGUUGCGCCUAUCCCAGGGGAGACUAAGGUCUGGCAAUACAUAACAUUGACAAAAAGAAUCUUCUUGAUUGACUGCCCUGGAGUUGUUUAUCAGAAUAAAGACACUGAAACAGAUAUUGUAUUGAAAGGAGUGGUACGUGUCACUAACUUGCAUGAUGCUUCUGAGCACAUAGGGGAAGUCUUGAAACGUGUCAAGAAGGAGCACCUUCAAAGAGCAUAUAAAAUAAAAGAGUGGGAAGAUGACAAUGAUUUUCUGGUUCAGCUAUGCAAAUCAACAGGCAAGCUUUUGAAGGGUGGCGAACCUGACUAUAUGACAGCAGCAAAGAUGGUGCUUCAUGACUGGCAGCGUGGUAAGAUACCUUUCUUUGUUCCUCCACCCCGGCUAGAGAAGACCGUAGAGGAACCUAAUACAUCUGCUACGGGCGAGGAGGAGGAGGUUGCAGAGGGUAAUGAUAAAGCAUCUGUGGCUUUUAAAGCUAUUGCAAAUGUCAUUUCAUCUCAACAACUUCGGAGUGUACCUGUCCAAAGGGAUCUUUUUACUGAGACCGAGUUGAAGGGUGAUGAAGAUGACCAGCUUAUAACUACCGAGAAUGAGAUGCCCGAGUCUCCUGGGAUGGAGGAUGAUGAGGUUGCUGAUGAGCUUCCAACUGAAGAGCAGAAUACAGAGACGGGCACUCAAGCUUCUCUUGAAGCUGCGGAAUCAUAAUGGCGAUCUAUCUAUUGGUUCGUUGAGUUAUUUUUGAGAUAUUAGCUAGGGAUUGUAGUUCUUUCUCUAAAAGUAAAUUGCUGUUUGUCUUGUUUUAUCUGUUAUUGUUUUUAACUGACCUUGAUUUGAUUUGAGUUAAAAUAUAGCAUGUCCUUCCUCAGUAA
Molecule: messenger RNA, 1923 nt
Organism: Mercurialis annua (annual mercury)
Lineage: Eukaryota; Viridiplantae; Streptophyta; Magnoliopsida; Malpighiales; Euphorbiaceae
Product: nuclear/nucleolar GTPase 2
Exons: 11
Coding region: 50-1759 (569 amino acids)
Cellular component (GO): nucleolus
Molecular function (GO): GTP binding
Source: RefSeq, a predicted model, not a curated record